UUGUUGUGGUGAUACUGACCGGUACUAUUACAGAUGUUUGACCUACUGAACACAUUCAAUGUGCUAUUUUACCUUUUUGUCUUCUAGCUUCAACCAAAAGAUUUAAUAGUAAGUUCUUAUAGGAGCUGUAAAUAGUAAAUAAUGAAUAGUCACAGUCACUGAUAAGUCAUCAGUCCUGCAGUUAAUGAUUAUGAAUCAUCAGUAAAGGUUAACAUGUUUCACACAUGAACUUAUAGUAAACUGUCUUGUGUUCGCACAAGAUUAAGUAUCAGCUUUCAGGACUUCAGGGGCCCAUUAGUAUUUGAGGGGAUGAGAGGUGGUCCCAGUACACUUACUGCUCCUUUAAAUUGGUUUCGCAUCCGGAGCAGCAGUCUCACAUCAGACAGACACAGGCCAGUGUCCCACCCGACAAAAAGCCAUCCCACACGACUGUUUGCGAGCGGACUACAGGUGCACUGCUGCUGCUGGUCGGCUCACUAUGGCUCAGAACCAGGUGAUCCUGCAGUUCCGCUUUGCCACAUUUGGGGACUCCAUGUUGCGGAAGAUGAACCUCCUGCGUCACCAAAAACGCUUCUGUGAUGUCACUGUGCGCAUCAACCAGCUGGAGGUCCCAGGUCACAAGGUGGUGUUUGCCGCUGGUUCGUCUUUCCUGAGGGACCAGUUCAUCCUUCAGCAGGACUCCAGGGAGGUCCAGAUCACCAUGAUCCAGGAGGCGGAGGUGGGUCGGCAGCUGCUGCUGUCCUGCUACACAGGCCAGCUGGAGUUUCCUGAGCUGGAGCUGGUCCAUUACCUGACGGUGGCCAGCUUCCUCCAAAUGGGUCACAUUGUGGAGCAGUGCACUCAAGCCCUCAGCAAGUUCAUCAAACCGCAGGCUUCACAGCAGCUGGAGGUGGAUGUGGAGAUGAGAAGGGAGGAUAGGGAGGAGGGUUUAUCCUCCCAGGCCUCGAGAGAACAGGAGCACUCUCAGGUGAGGACUGUCCAUCAGGAGGAGGAGGAGAUGGAGCAGGUUGAGGACCACAAAAGUAGUGAUGCUGAUGAUGAUGAUGACGAUGACGAUGUGAUUAUACAGCCUAAGUCCCCUCUCCAGAUCUUGGACAGACAUCCCAGGCAGGGUGUAGUCGAGAGUGACAUCACCAUAGUCAAGGUGGAGUCUGUGUCUGACGUAGCAGAAAAUUCCAUCACCGGUCACUUCCCGACCAGCCCCCCUGCUGCCCUGCAUUCCCCUGAACCCCAACACUCGCUCAUCAACUCCACUGUGGACAGUCGUAGUAGUGACAUGGCGGUGCCACCUGGCAUGGCCGGCUACCCGCUCAGCCCUCCUCCUCCGUCCUCUCCUGCAGAGAAACACAUGGGGUUCCAGAGGAACUACGACAAGCCUCUCCAGUGGUACCACCAGUGUCCUAAGUGCUCCCGGGUCUUCCGCCAGCUGGAGAACUACGCCAACCACCUCAAGAUGCACAAGCUGUUCAUGUGCCUCCUGUGCGGCAAGACCUUCACACAGAAGGGCAACUUGCACCGACACAUGCGCGUCCAUGCCGGAAUCAAACCCUUCCAGUGUAAAAUCUGCGGGAAGACCUUCACCCAAAAGUGUUCUUUGCUGGAUCACCUAAACCUGCACAGCGGGGACAAGCCCCACCGUUGUAACUACUGUGACAUGGUGUUCGCUCACAAGCCAGUUCUCCGCAAGCACCUCAAACAGAUCCAUGGGAAGAACAGCUUUGACAACGCAAACGAAGGCAACCUGCAGGACGGGGGGCUUGACUUUGAUUUUGGCCGAAUAUGAAACUUAUGGACCUGUUUUUAUUGGUUAAAACUGUCAGCCAUUCAAUUAGACAUGACACAGACUUUCCAUCCAAGUGAGACAUUGUCCAGAUGAGUCUGUGUAAACUUUACAGUUCAAGAGACUGACAGUUUAUACAAAACUCAAGCGUCGAGCUUGUUUAUCCUUGUAUGAGAAGUCAGUGAUCAGUUCAGAUUUCUUGAACAUGAUGGCUGGUUUCGGGGUUAAACUGGAGAACACAAACAUAAAAGGAGAAGUUUUCCUGGUUGACAUUUCACUGUAGCUUCAUUACUGUGGACUUUUUUUUUUCUACAGUAUAUUGUAGAUGCCUUCAUAUCAUACUUGAAAAUUCAGCACUGAAACUCAAAACAUAAUGACUGUAUAUCAUUAGUUUUAUUGAUUGAAUUAACAUGUCUGUGUGUCUACUCUGUCCAAUGAAAAAAACAAUGAAAAAAUAUCCAUUUGUAUAUUGUGUAUACAGUUCAGUGUAGCCUCUUUCUUUCCUGUGAUUAUAUUACAUGGACUUUAUCACUAAAAGAAACUUGAAAGCAGGUGGGUAGAUGAAUAUUUUAUUGAAGGCAAGCUACACCACCUUCUCUUAGUGACGAAUGGGAUGCCAAAGUGUCUAUUUGAACUGGAAUGGUUCGUUUUUGGGGUUUUUUUACAGACUGUCUCUAUAGCGGAGGUACUUUUGGACCAAAGUGACAUUUUUUCUGUCAUGUGUUCAUGGAAAUCAUUGCGUGUUAUGAAAUUAAAAAGUGACUCUUAAACAA
Thunnus maccoyii (southern bluefin tuna) is the source of this 2553-nucleotide messenger RNA. It is a transcript of the gene zbtb26, whose product is annotated as zinc finger and BTB domain containing 26. The transcript is spliced from 2 exons. Lineage: Eukaryota; Metazoa; Chordata; Actinopteri; Scombriformes; Scombridae. The record is from RefSeq and is a predicted model, not a curated record. Gene Ontology annotation, cellular component: nucleus. Gene Ontology annotation, biological process: regulation of transcription by RNA polymerase II. The coding region runs from base 479 to 1783 and encodes 434 amino acids. Gene Ontology annotation, molecular function: RNA polymerase II cis-regulatory region sequence-specific DNA binding; DNA-binding transcription factor activity, RNA polymerase II-specific; protein binding.